Trifolium pratense (red clover) is the source of this 1810-nucleotide messenger RNA. RefSeq names its product mitochondrial uncoupling protein 5-like. Lineage: Eukaryota; Viridiplantae; Streptophyta; Magnoliopsida; Fabales; Fabaceae. Gene Ontology annotation, molecular function: sulfate transmembrane transporter activity; succinate transmembrane transporter activity; antiporter activity. The coding region runs from base 442 to 1404 and encodes 320 amino acids. Gene Ontology annotation, biological process: phosphate ion transmembrane transport; succinate transmembrane transport; malate transmembrane transport. The transcript has a single exon. The record is from RefSeq and is a predicted model, not a curated record.
GGCUUGUGACCGUGACAGUGCCAGCUUCCACAAUCAUUCUUUUCCCUUUAAAACACACCUGCUAUAAAAAACCCCUUACCCAAUGUUGUAACUCCAACACAAACAAACCUUUUUAUGUUUCUCGUUUUUGUCCCAACAACGUUUCUUCUUUCUGUCACAUGUCUCAUAUACCCCUAACGUUAGUAAAUCUUGUUUCAUAGAUCUUCAUUCCCAACCUAAAUUCCAAUUAGUCCUCUCUUACAAUCUUCCUAUAAUUUGAUUCCCUAUAAUUUCGUUACAUUACAUUCCCCUAAAUCACUAAAACAAAAAACAAAACGUGUGUUAUUAUUUCUCUUUCACAAUAUAUAUUCCCGAUAAAUUCUCUUGACAAAAUCAAACCCAACCCAUCUCUUUAAUUCCUUUGAUUUUUUCAAAGUUUCUGACUUUUUCACAAAAACUGUAAUGGGUGUUAAGGGUUUCGUCGAAGGAGGCAUAGCCUCUGUCAUUGCAGGGUGUUCUACACACCCUCUUGAUCUCAUCAAGGUUCGAAUGCAAUUACAAGGUGAAAAUACUCAAAAGCCCAAUAUACCCAAUAUUCGACCUGCACUUGCUUUCCAACACGGUUAUGUUCCUCCGUCGCAGUCAUCUGCUGCGACGGCGAUACCCCGUGUUGGUCCAAUUUCGGUUGGUGUUAAAUUAGUUCAACAAGAAGGUGUAACUGCACUUUUUUCCGGCGUUUCCGCCACCGUCCUCCGCCAGGUUCUUUAUUCGACCACCCGGAUGGGACUCUAUGAAAUGCUCAAGAAAAAAUGGUCGGAUCCCAAUUCCGGCGGUACUUUGCCGUUGACGAGAAAAAUUGCGGCGGGGCUGCUUGCCGGUGGGAUUGGCGCGAUGGUCGGUAAUCCAGCUGAUGUGGCAAUGGUUAGGAUGCAGGCUGACGGAAGACUUCCGUCAGCCCAGAGAAGAAACUAUAAGUCCGUUGUCGACGCCAUCACAAGGAUGGUAAAAGACGAGGGAGUUACUAGUUUAUGGCGCGGUUCAUCUCUCACGGUUAACCGCGCCAUGUUAGUUACGGCGUCACAGCUGGCGUCAUAUGAUGAAUUUAAGGAAAUGAUAUUGGAAAAGGGAUGGAUGAAGGAUGGGCUAGGGACCCACGUGACAGCGAGUUUUGCGGCAGGUUUUGUGGCGGCGGUUGCAUCUAAUCCGGUGGAUGUGAUUAAGACAAGAGUGAUGAAUAUGAAGGUGGAGGCCGGAUCGGCGCCACCUUACUCCGGUGCCAUUGAUUGUGCUUUGAAGACUAUUCGUGCUGAGGGUCCUAUGGCUCUUUAUAAGGGCUUUAUUCCUACGAUUACAAGGCAGGGACCUUUUACGGUUGUGCUGUUUGUUACGUUGGAACAGGUUCGUAAGUUGCUUAAGGAUUUCUAACUUCCAUGAUGAUGAAGAACGUUAAGAAUGUUCUUUAAGACAGAUUUUAUUUUUAGAUUUAAUUAAAGAUUAUGAUAUGUGUUGUUUAGCUUAGAGAUUAAUUCCAAUUUAAUUAAUUAGCUAUGAUUGUUACCAAUUGUGAUUGAAUUUUAGGACCUAGUUACUUAUGGUUUUGGUAUACUGUGAGAAAUUAUUAUAUUUUUUUAUUGAUUUUGUUUUGGAAUUUUGAGUUUAUAUAGUUUGAUUAAUUGACGUGGCAGAAUGACAAUGUUAUCACGAGCUUCGUAUUUGUUUAUGAAAGAAAAGAAUGUGAUUCUGCUUAGGAGUUUGUGUUCUGAAUUUUCAUCUUCACCAUAGUUGUUGAAGAAUCAAUUUAUGAAUCUUCCAAAUUCAUAUUCAAGAAUUU